UAUUGGUUCAAACUUGACGUUAGAACUUCUUACAAAACUUAGAAACACAUAAAUAUCACAUAAAGAGUACACAAAAUGGUCUGAUCCUUAGUACCUAAGCUUCUGACUUCCUAAGCAACUCUUGAGAGCAUCCAUGACAUCUCCAAAUCAGCUUUCACUUCAACAGGAGGGUUAGAGAAUUAAUCUUGCAAGCCAUGUCACGAAUCGCUUUCGAGUGGCAAUCUACCUUCGACUGAGCAGUACUCACAACCACAGUCCUGUCAGUCGGUGCAAUCUCACCUUAAACAAAGCAGUUAGCGCCACACCUGUCUGUGGACAAAGAAACAUCCCAGUAGAAUCCGCUUGAGCCAUAGCAUCCAUCAGCUCUUCCUCCGUCGCCUCCUCCACAAUCCCAUACACAGCUCUAUCAAUCGACACAGGGUCACCAAUCUGAAUCGCAAACGCAAAAGUGGUACUUGAAGUCAUGGGCUUGGAGUGGCUUGGAGUCCUUCCAAACAGACUUGUAAGGCAAGUAAAGAGGAUUAGCAUUGGCUGCUUCUGCACAAACAACCCUAGGUAUCGUUUCAGUCAAUUGUGAAAUAUAUAUUUUCUCAAAAAGAAAAAAACUUUGAAAUAUAUACAUAUAUUUUUUUUUUGGUCUAAGCUUUGAAUAUAUAUGGCAGGUUGAACGAUCAUUUCAGUCAAACACAGCCUGAAAAAAUGAUACUGCUCAUGAUGACACUACUACAUCUGCUCAUCACGGUCGGAGCUUCAGCCUCUACCCCAGCCUUGAGCAUUAAGAGUCCGGAUGGCGACGUGAUUGACUGCAUAGAUAUCUACGAUCAACCGGCGUUUAGUAAUCCACUUUUGAAAAGCCAUGAACUUCAGGAGUUUCCUACGGAGAUGCCUAAUUUGGAAAUAGCAGCUGAGACACCAAACUGGCAGGUGUGGCACACGACCGGGGAAAAAUGUCCCCCGCGAACAAUCCCCAUUCGUCGAACUACGGACAUUUCUCACUCAAAAUAUCCCAAACCCUUCUACAAAUCCUUAGCCGACGCCACUAGAGGGCAUAGGUACGCGAUCGGAUUUAUUCGAAACCGAGGGCCGAUAUAUGGAACAAGAGCAUCUCUCAACGUUUGGGAGCCGCUAGUAGAAGCAGCAGAUGACUUCAGCUUAUCUCAGGUCUGGCUGGCAUCGGGAUCAUUCGCCAAUGGAGAUGUCAACACCGUCGAAGCGGGUUGGCAAAUCAGUCCAGAGAGGUAUCACGACCACCAACCGAGAUUCUUUACAUUUUGGACGAGAGAUGCGUAUAACAACACAGGAUGCUACAGCACCCACUGCGGGGGAUUUGUGCAGACCAGCAGCACAAUCGCCCUUGAAGCUGCUAUCACACGUACCUCUGCAUUUGGAGGCCCUCAGUUCGACAUCACGAUUCAGAUCUGGAAGGAUCAAUCUUCUGGGAACUGGUGGCUGGGACUGGGCCGCAACAUGGAGCUAGUUGGGUACUGGCCAGCUGCAAUCUUUACAGGCCUAGCUGAUCACGCAGAUAAGGUAGAAUGGGGAGGCGAGGUUCUGUCACAGAAUAGUACUGGCACAAACACCAUUCUUCAAAUGGGAUCGGGAGAAUUCGCUGAAAAAGGCUUCGGGAAAGUUGCUUACGUAUGUAAUAUCCUAGUUGCCGAGAACAACCAGACUUUGGUUCCAGUCCAAGAUUUUGGGGUACAAGCUCAAUUCCCAAAAUAUUAUUCAGUUAAAAGGUCGCAAACUAAAGGUUGUGGGAAGCACUUUUAUUUCGGCGGACCAGGGCAAACGCGUUCGGGGGCAGUUCGUGGAACAUUGGCGAGUGCGUUGCUAUUAUUGUAUUUGGCUUUUUUCUUGUGUGUUUAGUGUUUUUUUUUUUUUUUUUUGAACAUUCAGUGU
Molecule: messenger RNA, 1899 nt
Organism: Brassica napus (rape)
Lineage: Eukaryota; Viridiplantae; Streptophyta; Magnoliopsida; Brassicales; Brassicaceae
Exons: 7
Coding region: 700-1866 (388 amino acids)
Source: RefSeq, a predicted model, not a curated record